Messenger RNA from Peniophora sp. CBMAI 1063, 1617 nucleotides. The record is from the annotation of a GenBank genome assembly. Lineage: Eukaryota; Fungi; Basidiomycota; Agaricomycetes; Russulales; Peniophoraceae.
AUGAUCUCCCCCGACUCUCCCGUUCUCCCAAUGUCGCCUCUGCCUUCAAGCCAUUUCUUGUCGCAGCCGCGUUCUGCGGCGUCCGCCAAGCCGGCUGGAACGGUUGAUACCGCGACCCUGAACGCCCACGACUUCGAUGUCGAUAACCGGACAGGCUUCAUGCCAUUUGACCAGCCGAUCUCACGGCUGUCAGGCGAAUACGAGAUUUGGGAGAAGCUUUUGGAUGAGGCGCAGGAGAAGCGCCUAAAGCUUGGCCGUCGGACGGACCUCACUCAAGAGGACCGGGACGAGUCUGAGGCAUGGCGCGCAUGGGUACGCUCGACGCCCGUAAUCUCGCCUGAAAGCCUCUACGCUUCCGAGGUGCACCUCCGUAGGGCGCACUGUGUACUGGCAUGGACGAUGCACUUCUACAUCCAGUCGCAGCCACCGCCGCCGCCCGAGCUCGCGCAGUCCGACAUCAUCAUCCCAUCGCCGAUUGCUGUGCCACUCGUCGCGAUUUCUUCCCAGCUGCAACUGCCCGUCGUAUUGACAUAUUCCGACGAUGUGCUCUACAACUGGAGACUGAAGAACCCGGCCCCGAAGCCUACGACACCGCCUGCAUCGGACUACCUGCUGCCCAUGUCGCCUGGCUCGGCGUUCUUCUCACGCACGCCGUUCCCGACUGCGGCGCCUCAGACUCCGUUCUCGGCGGCGUACUUCACGCCACUCUCUUCCCCUCUUCCCGAAGAGGAAGACCAAGACGACGUGAACAUGCCGAAGAUCGAUAACAUCAGCUGCGUCACGCUGUUCACUGGUUCAAAGGACGAGGAGGAGUUCUACCUGUCAUCAGCGCGUUGCGAGCUCGCGGGUGUUCCUGCCCUGGAGGCUAUGCGCGCCACGAUGGACGAGCUGUUCGUCGGGGAUGCUCUCGCGCGCCGGCGUAUUGUGCGCUACUUGAACGCGUUGGCAGGUCACAUCGAUGUGCUCGCCGCUCAGUUGUUGGCCGUACGCGAGGGCUGCGACCCCGAGGCCUUCUACCACGACAUUCGUCCGUGGUUCAUGGGCCAGGACUCGUCACCCAGCGGACGCAAGUGGGUCUUCGAGGGUGUUGCGCCCGAGGAUCAGCCGAAGGAACUUUCGGGCCCCAGCGCAGGACAAAGCUCCCUCGUGCACGCGCUGGACGUCUUCCUCGGCGUAUCGGACUACUCGCACGGUGCCGGUGCCGGUGACCGCAAGUCAGGCCCUACCUUCCUCGACCGCAUGCAGACGUACAUGCCGCGCCAUCACCGCGCGUUCCUGCGUCACCUUGCUGCUGCACCUCGUCCUCUGCGUGCGCUCGUCGAUGACUGGACUGAGCGCGAGCCUGCACUCGCUGAGGCAUACAACGCCGCUGUCGGUGCUAUGAAGCGCUUCCGCGACGGCCACAUGCGCAUUGUGGCUCUCUACAUCAUGGGCCCUGCGCGCCGUGAGCGUGAGCGUCAAGCCGCGCUUGCGGAGCAGGCAGCUCUUGCUGAGGGCCGCACCGAUGCCGUUCCCGAGAAGCAGCCGCUGAAGGGUACCGGUGGUACCGACCUUGUACAGUUCCUCAAGGGGGUGCGCGACCGCACAGCUGCGGCCGCUGUCCCUCUGCCGAAGUAG